GUCAAUCCUGGCCAGGCUGACUGGUGACUUCAACUGCAGACACAGCUGCGACUCCCGGCAGCAGUUCUGACCGAGGCUCUGCUCACCGUAAGACGGGCUCUUUCGUCACCUCCGGGAAAAAGCUUGCACAACACCGGGAUAACUAAGGAACUCCAUUCCCGACUGCGCCGCCUGCCUGAGGAACUACAUUUCCCAGCAGGUACCAGGGCGGCUACGUCGUUUCCCAGCGUGCCCUGAAGUUCGGCAGACGCUGGAAUUAACCCCUUAUUGGCUGCUGUCCCCAGUUGAGCAGCAACCAGAGCAGGGCCCAGCCAUUCCCCCUGCAGAAUGCCAGAGGGCCCAGAGCUGCACCUGGCCAGCCACUAUGUGAAUGAGACAUGUAAGGGGCUGGUAUUUGGUGGGUGUGUGGAGAAGUCCUCUGUCAGCCGAAACCCGGAGGUGCCCUUUGAGAGCAGUGCCUACCGCAUCUCAGCUUUAGCACGAGGCAAGGAGCUGCGCCUCACACUGAGCCCCCUGCCUGGGUCUCAGCCCCCUCAGAAGCCACUCUCCCUUGUCUUCCGCUUUGGUAUGUCUGGAUCCUUCCAGCUGGCACCAGCAGAAGCACUGCCGCGCCACGCCCAUCUACGUUUUUACACUGCCCCGCCUGCCCCCCGGCUUGCCCUUUGCUUCGUAGACAUCCGCCGCUUUGGCCACUGGGACCCUGGGGGUGAAUGGCAGCCUGGACGUGGACCCUGUGUCUUGCUGGAGUAUGAACGGUUCAGAGAGAAUGUACUUAGGAACCUAUCGGACAAAGCCUUUGACCGGCCCAUCUGCGAGGCUUUAUUGGACCAGAGGUUCUUCAAUGGCAUCGGGAACUAUCUUCGGGCAGAGAUCUUGUACCGGCUGAAGAUCCCCCCUUUUGAGAAGGCCCGUACAGUUCUAGAGGCCCUGCAACAGUGUCGGCUGAGCCCAGAGCUGACCCUGAGCCAGAAGAUCAAGGCCAGACUGCAGAACCCAGACCUGCUGGAACUGUGUCACUUGGUGCCCAAGGAAGUGGUUCAGCUGGGGGGCAAAGGCUAUGGGCCUGAGCGUGGAGAGGAGGAUUUCGCUGCCUUUCGAGCCUGGCUUCGGUGCUAUGGCGUGCCAGGCAUGAGCUCUCUGCGAGACCGGCAUGGCCGUACCAUCUGGUUCCAGGGUGACCCUGGACCCUUGGCACCCAAAGGGCGCAGAUCCCGAAAGAAGAAGUCGGAGGAAACACAGCUGGGGGCUGAGGACAGAAAAGAGGACCUUCCCCUUGCAAGCAAGUCCACUUCCAGGACGCGGAGGGCCAGGAAGCACCCUCCUAAGAGUAUAGCUCAACAAUCUGAAGGGGCCAGCCUCCACCAAAACCGGGAAACACCUACAGCCCCCGAGAAAGGAAAGAGAAGGGGGCGACAGGCAAGCACAGGCCGCCGCAGACCCACGAAGAGUAAGCCUGACACCCAACCCAUGGAGGCUGGGGAGAGUUCAGCCUCAUAGAUGGAGGCCUUGCUCUGCAUCUAGGGGCAUGGCUGAAGCCCUAAAAGCAGCAUUUGUAGGGCUGCAUGCCCUAGGCCCUGUGACUUUUCCUGCACAACUGUUUUCUGAGUCAGGGUCUCACAUGUCCUGCCCUUGAACCCAUAUGGACCUGAAGAUGACAUUGUCUCCUGUUUGAUUGUCCUGCCUUCAUUUCCAUGGUUGCUCGGAUUCAGGUGUGAGCCGAGCCACCACGCUCCGCUGACUGAUUUGUUGUUUGCUUUUUCAAGACAAAGGUUUCUCUGUGUAGCCCUGACUGUCCUGGAACUCAUGCUGUAGAUCCGGCUGGCCUCGAACCCAGAGAUCCGCCUGCUUCUGCCUCCCAAAAUGUUGGGAAAUGUAUGCCAUCUUUAACAAUUUUUUUUAAAAAUCCCAAGUAAAAACCACUGUCCAACUAGUAAA
This is a messenger RNA of Grammomys surdaster, 1935 nucleotides long. RefSeq names its product nei like DNA glycosylase 1 (gene Neil1). Gene Ontology annotation, biological process: base-excision repair. Gene Ontology annotation, molecular function: DNA N-glycosylase activity; DNA-(apurinic or apyrimidinic site) endonuclease activity; zinc ion binding. Gene Ontology annotation, cellular component: nucleus. The record is from RefSeq and is a predicted model, not a curated record. The transcript is spliced from 10 exons. The coding region runs from base 328 to 1497 and encodes 389 amino acids. Lineage: Eukaryota; Metazoa; Chordata; Mammalia; Rodentia; Muridae.